GCAAAAGCACAAGAUUUUAUCCUUACUUCAAGGUACGUAUCUUUCUUGUGUGAAUACUAUUUGUUGAAGUUUUAUAUAAACAAUUUUGAAUACAUGUUAGGAUUGUGUUGGAGCUAUUGAUGGCACGCACAUAAAUGCAAUGGUACAAGGUCCUGAUAAGGCUAGCUACCGUAAUCGAAUAGGAGUCAUUUCGCAAAACGUAUUAGCUGCUUGUAACUUUGAUCUUGAGUUCAUAUAUGUUCUGAGUGGAUGGGAGGGUUCUGCUCACGACUAUAAAGUUCUACAAGAUGCUUUAAGAAAAUAUUAUUUAGCGGAUUGUGAGUUUCCAAACCGACGUAAUUUCUUAGCUCCACUACGAAAUACACGUUAUCAUCUACAAGAUUUUCGUGGUGAAGGAUGUGACCCAACAAAUCAGAAUGAAUUGUUUAACCUUCGCCAUGCAUCUUUAAUAAACGUUAUCGAGAGAAUUUUUGGUAUAUUUAAAUCAAGGUUCUUGAUUUUUAAAUCUGCACCACCGUUUUCUUUUAAGACCCAAGCAAAGAUAGUUCUUGCAUUUGCUGCCUUACAUAACUUUCUUCGCCAGAAAUGUCGGUCAGAUGAAUUUUCAAGUGAUGAAGAAGAUGAAACAGAUGUUGACAAUGCAAAUCAAAAUUCUGAAGAAAAUGGUGGUGAAGAAAAUGUUGAAACCCAAGAGCAAGAAAGAGAGUAUGCAAGACAUUGGCGAGCAACCAUAGCUGCAGAUAUGUGGAGAGAUGCUACUAAUAUUGGUAGCCAAAGAUAAUUACUUUUUAUAAAGUUCAUGUUUUUUU
Messenger RNA from Arabidopsis lyrata subsp. lyrata, 809 nucleotides. RefSeq lists its product as uncharacterized. Bases 140 to 781 code for a protein of 213 amino acids. The transcript is spliced from 3 exons. The record is from RefSeq and is a predicted model, not a curated record. Lineage: Eukaryota; Viridiplantae; Streptophyta; Magnoliopsida; Brassicales; Brassicaceae.